AUGGAGGAUCCACCAGAUGCCUCUUCGCCAGAAAACGCUUCGAUACUUUGUCCAGACUUCCAUUGGGGCUUUGCAACAGCUGCUGCCCAGGUCGAAGGGGCAUGGGACGCCGAUGGUAAAGGCGAGUCCAUCUGGGACAAGUUCUCACGCAUCCAGGGCAAUAUUAUUGAUGGAAGCACCAAUGCCGAUGCGACUCGUGCUUAUGAUUUCUAUAGAGGAGAUGUUCAUCUACUCAAAAGGUUGGGCGUCAGUUCCCAUCGCUUCAGUCUUGCUUGGAGCCGUAUCAUUCCUCUGGGUGGUAAAGACGACCCUGUGAACGAGGCUGGCCUCGGAUACUACAGCAAUCUUAUCGACGAACUCUUGCACAAUGGCAUCACUCCUUUCGUUACUCUGUUCCAUUGGGAUACGCCUCAGGCACUCGAAGAUCGCUAUGGUGGUAUGCUCGAUCAAGAUCGUUACACGCAAGACUUUGAGCGCUACGCCCGAGUAUGCUUCGCUGCCUUGGGCGAUCGCGUCAAGCACUGGAUUACCUACAAUGAGCCAGGAGUCUAUACGCUUGCUGGUUAUGCUGCAGGCGUUCAUGCUCCUGGCCGCUCAUCUCUGCCCGGUCGCAACGAUCCGGGAGACAGCAGUACUGAGCCUUUCAUCGUUGCUCACACCGAGCUUGUCAGUCAUGCUCAUACAGUCAAGAUCUAUCGCGAAGAGUUCAAAGUCACUCAGAAAGGUGUUAUUGGUAUCACUCUGCAUGGAAACUACAGCGCACCCUGGGAUAAGGAUGACCCCAAGGACGUCGUAGCCGCCGAGCGAGCUCUACAAUUCGAGAUCGGCUGGUUUGCCGAUCCUGUCUAUGGAUCUGGCGACUACCCAGCUUGUAUGCGAGAGCAACUUGGCGACCGACUCCCACACUUUACACCCGAGGAAAAGGCACUAGUGCGCGGUUCUUCCGACUUUUACGGCAUGAACAGUUACACCACAUUUUUUGUGCGCCACCGCGAAGAGCCAGCAGAUAUCAACGACCACAAAGGCAACAUCACCACGCACGAUACUAACAAAGCUGGUGUAUCCCGAGGUGCAGAAAGUGCAACCACAUGGUUACGAAGCAAUCCCGCCGGGUUUCUGGCUUUGCUGCAUUGGAUUUGGGAUCGCUAUCGUACACCCAUCUACAUCACUGAGAACGGCAUUACUGCAAAAGGCGAAGAUACUUGGGACCCUACUGAUGCUCAUUGGCUUGCAAUCCCGCUUGACGAUACGUUCCGUCAAGACUUUUUCGAGGGAUAUAUUGGUGCUGUGGCUGAGGCGGUUCGCAAUGGUGUAGAUAUCAGAAGCUACUUUGCAUGGACGUUCACAGAUAACUGGGAGUGGGCUGCUGGGUUCACGAAUCGCUUCGGCAGUCAUUGGAUUGAUUUCAAUAGUCGUGAGAAGACGAGGUAUUCCAAGAAAUCUGCCACUGAACUGGGAAGAAUUUUUGAGCAUUUGAUUGGAAAGAAGAACGGCGAUGGGGCUGGGUCACCGAAGUCGCCUGUCUACUCGCCUGCUUCGCCUAUCUCGCUUGCAGAGAGUCUGCCUUCUGAUGCUUACAACUCUCCGAGGUCUCCGAGAUACAGCCCAAGCUCUCCGCCAUAUAUCCCCGACGCCUGA
Aureobasidium uvarum is the source of this 1638-nucleotide messenger RNA. The record is from the annotation of a GenBank genome assembly. NCBI's taxonomy places the organism in Eukaryota, Fungi, Ascomycota, Dothideomycetes, Dothideales, Saccotheciaceae.